AUGGCGGUGCCGCGCGAAGGGUGGAAGGCGACGGACUUUGUAGUGGACGACAUGGUGUACUCCAGCAUUGACGUGCUCAUAAUGGACGCCCUACGACACCUACAAUGCUUGGAGAAGAAUAGCACGCUCAGGCUGUACACCGCGUUCAUCUACCACUACAAGAAGUGGGCGGCGAAGAUGCUGAAGCAGAUACGCGACAAGCUACCCCAUGAGCAACGACUUAGGCACGUCGACGAGAUCGGCCACUACAUCCGCGACAACAAGAAAAAGGAUUGGUGCAACGAGAAAGUGGUCCGCCGAGAGUACAUCUGGCUGCACGGCCCUAAGGUCACCGAAGCCCGGCUGCGCCCCUACGUGAAGCAAAUGAGCCGUGAGUGUAACCUCAUUGCUGACCAGCCCGGGGAGGAGAACAAUGCCACGCGAACGGGGCCUGUGAGGUCGACAACUGUGCACACGAUCCUCGGCCGCAUAAAGGCAUGCCAGAUGGCGGCGAGGGUGGAGGCGACGCUGUACCGAGAGAAGGAGCUGGGCAUCAUGAGGGAGAUCUCGGUGGUGAGAUCGGAGGUGCGGUUCAACGUCCGCCACAAGAACGAGAGGGACAUCAAGAACUGCGCCGACCGUCGACGCGGCACCAUCGGCGAUACCUACACCGCCGAGCAGUUCCGCCAGAUCAUGAUGAGGGUGCUGCCGACAUGGGCGGCGUCGGCGUGGAACCCGCGGGCUACCACUCCGUCGCAGACGCUGUGGCGAUUCCUGCUCAUCAAGGUGCUCACGCUACUCUCCCACCACACUCUCCUGCGCGGCGCCAGCAUCCGCGAGAUCACGCUCCCGGACGUCUUCUUGUACCACCUGGCGAGCACCUCGGAGGUGAACCCGGAUAGCCAGCCGGUCGUCAUGGUGAUCGCUGCGCGUAACUCGAAGACUUCCAAGGAUGCCCGUCUUCAGCAGAGCUACGCUGCGCGACACCUGGAAGCGGAGCUGUGCGUCGUCGGCGAGACCGGCCUGUGGCUGCACUUCAUCCUCGACCAGAUCGGUCAGUUCUCCGGCACCGACUUCCUUUCGCCGCUUGACACCACAGAACGCGAACGCUGGUACAAGAAGCAUCUCUUCUUCGCCAGAAACGACAAGGAGCAGGAGGAGCUCUCCUCCGCCACCCACCAACGUUGGACUCGGCAGAUGUGGAGGACCAACAAGGUGUUCUGCAAAAGGAACGUGCACGCCGCCCGCGCCGGUGGUGCGCAGGAGCUAGCCAUCGGAGGGACGCCGCGCGCCCAUAUCGCCGAGCUGGGACACUGGGCUCUCGACAAGAUGACGCGUGCGUACAUCACGGCCAUUCCCGUUGGGGUGGUGAUGCAGAAGGCCGGCUACUCGGGACUCAAGCAAGACUACUUCUUGGGGCGCAGCAGGGUCGAGCCCUCCGACAAACUCCUGGACCUGCUCGCCGAGCACAUCUUCCCCGGCGUGGAUGCUAUGAUGCGCGAUGCACUCCGUGUGUCAGAAGCCCGGAGGAUGCCGGCGGCGCCGCCGUCGGCGACCGAUCAAACUCCGGGCGAGGGUGGCUCCGCGGAUUCGGCCAACACGGGGACCGGAGCCAAGAGAGAUGAUGGGAAACCCCCGCCACCCCCCCAGACGGCAGAGGAGGCCAGUUACGAGCUCAACGUGGUGCAACCGUGGCGGGAUUCAAAGACCACGGCACCGACGAUGUCCAAGGAGCCUGGCAUGGGCGUCAAGGGGCUUGGCCCCAAGGUGGUCUCGAAGCUACGCCUCGCCUGUGCGCUGGUGGCGCUGGAGCUGAAGCCGACGACGUGGGUCGACCGCCUGUUUCCAGACACCUGGGAGGAGCAGAUGCCGAAGACCGAGGCCGACUUGGCUAAGCAGACCGCACCUGCGCAGCGUCCUCCGUCAAAGCGCAAGAAGUCGGCAUGA
Molecule: messenger RNA, 1926 nt
Organism: Closterium sp. NIES-65
Lineage: Eukaryota; Viridiplantae; Streptophyta; Zygnematophyceae; Desmidiales; Closteriaceae
Source: the annotation of a GenBank genome assembly